Molecule: messenger RNA, 727 nt
Organism: Vitis riparia (riverbank grape)
Lineage: Eukaryota; Viridiplantae; Streptophyta; Magnoliopsida; Vitales; Vitaceae
Product: protein kish-like
Exons: 4
Coding region: 329-541 (70 amino acids)
Biological process (GO): intracellular transport; protein secretion
Source: RefSeq, a predicted model, not a curated record
ACCUCUGCUUCCAAACCUCCAUUUUUUUCGUUUCUUCAGCGGGCGAAACGACAUCGUUCGGAUUCUCCCGUUUGAUCUCAUGCUGAAAGCAGCAUCGUUCAUGGUGCCAAAACCAUUCUAUUCGUUCAUUGCAUUGUCACAGAAGCUCGGAGAAAGGACUUCUCGGAAACCCCAGAUCAAAUCCUCCUCCCAAGUACACGAUUUUCCUUUGUCAAUUUCCAUAGAUUGGAUUCUAUUUAUUUCUCAAUAUUUAUCUGCAUUUUAUCCGUAGAUCGGGCCCAAGAAACAACCGAAUCAAUCCACAUAGAGAAAAACCCCAAAUCCAAAUAUGUCUGCGCUUUUCAAUUUCCAUUCGUUUCUCACAGUGGUGCUGCUUCUCAUAUGUACAUGCACUUUCUUGAAGAUGCAGUUCCCCACUUUCCUUGAGCAAAAAACUGGGUUUCGCGGUUUCUUUUGGAAAGCAGCUAGAGUAGGUGAACGUUUGAGCCCUUGGGUGGCUGCGGGAAGCUUUGCGAUGGGAGUUUCAAUCAUUUUCUUCUAAGACAUGGCGAUUUUUGUUGUAUACUGGUAGCCCGAUUUUCUUGAUUCAUACCUGUAAUUGCCCAACCCAUUAGAUCCAAAUGCUGAUGUUGGUUGGUUGGUCUAUGAUAUAAAAUGAUCCUCUUAAGCUUCAUCUGUAACAGGUUGCAUGGUUUAUUAAUAAUAUCUUAAUCUUAUGUCAUUUCAG